Molecule: messenger RNA, 1444 nt
Organism: Brienomyrus brachyistius
Lineage: Eukaryota; Metazoa; Chordata; Actinopteri; Osteoglossiformes; Mormyridae
Product: trace amine-associated receptor 13c-like
Exons: 1
Coding region: 223-1257 (344 amino acids)
Biological process (GO): G protein-coupled receptor signaling pathway
Cellular component (GO): membrane
Molecular function (GO): trace-amine receptor activity
Source: RefSeq, a predicted model, not a curated record
GUUCAAAAGACGCAAGACACAUCACCUUUAAGAAAACAUCUCUGCAUUCAUCAUCCAUAACUGCUUAUCCAGUAGAGGGUUGCAGUGUUUGCUUGGAGCCAAGCCAGGAAGCCCAGGGCACAAGGCAGAGAUACACCCUGGAAAGGACGCCAGCCAGUUGCAGGGCCUUAUAAGACAACAGCACUAUGCUGUUUUAUUUUGCUGUUGCUUUGUGACAGAGAAAUGAACAUUUCGCUAGAACUGGAAACAUACCAGUACUGCUAUCCAGCAGCUAAUGGGACGUGUGUUAAAAGUGGCUACUCUGGAUUUGCCAGGUUUGCCUUAUACAUGUUUUUUGCGUCGGGGAUGACCGUGACCAUCACGGGGAACCUGGUGGUCAUCAUCUCCAUCGCGCACUUCAAGCAGCUGCACACACCGACCAACAUGCUGGUGAUGUCACUGGCCCUGGCCGACCUGCUUCUGGGGGCCGUCGUGAUGCCCUUCAGCAUGAUCAGAUCGGUGGAGGGCUGCUGGUACUUCGGAGAUACUUUCUGCUCAUUGCACUCUACUUUCGACUUGUUCCUCACGUCCGUUUCAAUCUUUCAUCUGAUUUCCAUUGCGGUUGAUCGAUACCAGGCAGUUUGCAAUCCUCUGCGGUACCAUAACACAGUGACCAUUCCUGUGGCUUGGCUGAUGGUAGCGUUGAGUUGGGCUGCAGCUGCUUCUUACUCCUACAGUCUCCUUUAUUCUAAGGCUAAUGUGAUGGGCCUAGAUGAAUACAUCACUUCCAUUAAUUGCUUGGGGAGCUGCAUCCUUCUUUUCAAUACACUGUGGAGUAGCCUAGACUCUCUGAUUGGAUUUUUCCUGCCAUGUUCGGUCAUGGUGGGCUUGUACAUUAAAAUAUUUUUGGUAGCCAGACAACACGUCAGGCAGCUUGGAGGUACAAGUCAGCAGCCAUGUUUUACAGAGGGACAUGGCAACAGGAAAUCUCACAGCUCAGAGCGAAAGGCUGCAAAGACCCUUGGCAUUGUUGUAGGUGCCUUCAUACUCUGCUGGAUGCCUUUCUUUAUCAUGUCUAUACUCGACCCCUAUAUUGACUUUGCAACUCCUCCUGUUCUUUAUGAAGGGUUUGUCUGGCUGGGUUAUUUUAAUUCCACUUUAAAUCCUAUAAUCUAUGGACUGUUUUACCCGUGGUUUCAAAAGUCAUUGAAACUAAUUAUAUCAUUAAAAAUAUUUUCAACACAUUCCUCAGAUACAAAGGUUUUUCCAGAAAAUUGAUUAUUCAUUUUUCAGUAUCAUGUUUAGCAUAUGUACAUAAAUACUCUACUUACAUUCAUGCUUAAAAAUAGCAGAAAUGGCUGUUUAUUUCUUUCAGCUCUUUUAAUAUGUUUUUGGUAACAUUACAUAAUAAAGUGAAAAGAGUGUUAUUUUUUAAUCACUCUUUUCAAUUAUGCCUGCACUCUGA